AACAAGGAAACCCCGGGCAUGUGGCCGGUCAGUUUCGAUUGAAAGAUUCCUUCACACAGCCCUGAUCGACGAUUCACAACCACAUUCCUCCCUUGUCUCUGCUCUUUCACUCGACUGUGGGUGAAACCUCCGACAUAUUAUGCGUAUCACGGUCUCCUUCAGUCUUUUGGUUUGGCUCUUCCACCUGAUCGUCCUUUGCACUGCCCAGCAAUCUCAAACCAAGUCUUCAUCAUUGUUGAACACUGCUAAACGUCUAUUCCAAGUGGCCCUUGGACAAACCCCAGUCGAAGAUUUGUUAGCUCGUGAUGAGGCCGACAGAGCGGCUGGCGUGACUCGUAUCACGAGGAAUAACUAUGAGAAGUUAUUGACGGAUGGUGAAUGGGUGAUUUUGGUUCAUGGAAAAGACCCAUUGUCACCUCGUUUCUUAGAGAUGCACACAAACGCUUCUUUGGCUUCUCAAGAAUUAUCACUCGGUAUUAAAUGGGGUCGAGUGGAUUUGAUAGAAGAAACUUACAUUUCCAUGCGAUGGCUUCUUUUCAGACCACCUUAUCUCGUUUUCAUUUCUAAUUCCGGUCAUGAUCUUCGAUUUUUAUCUCCACGACAUGUACACCCUGAAGGUGAUAGAUUAUCGGAGUUUGUGGAGAAAGAACAAUGGAAAGAUUUACCAAUAUGGAACAGUAGGUAUGGACCUGAUGGUGAUCGAGCUUGGAUCGUAGACUGGUAUCUCAUCAUAACGACGAGAGUCUCUAAAAUCAUCGACUCCAUACCUCCGGUUUUCUGGGUCUUCAUCGUUAGCAUAGUGGCCGAUCUGACCAUGCGGUGGCUACAUGCUCGACCACGUACAACGACGAACACCAGAAGUACUCCACAACAUCAUGACUCAUCAAACUCUCCGACUUCAUCUGGAGUACCACUCUCGAAGACAUAAACAUCAUCUGCACAAAUAGGAAUAUCCACAUCAUGCA
Messenger RNA from Tremella mesenterica DSM 1558, 965 nucleotides. RefSeq lists its product as uncharacterized. The transcript has 5 exons. NCBI's taxonomy places the organism in Eukaryota, Fungi, Basidiomycota, Tremellomycetes, Tremellales, Tremellaceae. The record is from RefSeq and is a predicted model, not a curated record. The coding region runs from base 140 to 928 and encodes 262 amino acids.